CCGGUCCGCACUCUGGGCUGCGGGCGGGGGCCGGCGGUCCCUCGAGGUCGGCUCGCAGCUCCGGCCGCGGGUCGCUCGGACGCUGUCCCUGCGGAGCUGGCCCGGCCCGGGCUGCAGCCAUGAUCAAGCGCUUCCUGGAGGACACGGAUGAUGCAGAACUGAACAAGUUCGUGAAGGAUUUCCCAGGAAGUGAGAGCUGCCACCAACCAGAGGCCAAGACCUGGGUGUCCAGGCCCCAAGUUCUGGAGCCAAAGCCCCAGGCCCCGGACCUCUACCAGGAUGACCUGGAGUUCAAAGGCCCCUCGUGGCCCCAGCCCUCUGACAGCCAGCAGUACUUCUCUGCCUCAGCCCCUCUCAGCCCCUCAGCCCGACCCCGCAGCCCAUGGGGCAAGCUUGAUCCCUAUGACUCCUCUGAGGAUGACAAGGAGUAUGUGGGCUUUGCGACCCUCCCCAAUCAAGUUCACCGAAAGUCUGUGAAGAAAGGCUUUGACUUUACCCUCAUGGUGGCAGGAGAGUCUGGACUGGGGAAAUCCACUCUUAUCAAUAGCCUCUUCCUCACUGAUCUGUACCGGGACCGGAAACUCCUCAGUGCUGAAGAGCGGAUCAUGCAAACUGUGGAGAUCACUAAACAUGCAGUGGACAUAGAAGAGAAGGGUGUGAGGCUACGGCUCACCAUUGUGGACACGCCGGGUUUUGGGGAUGCAGUCAACAACACAGAGUGCUGGAAGCCUGUGGCAGAAUACAUCGAUCAGCAGUUUGAGCAGUAUUUCCGAGAUGAGAGUGGCCUGAACCGCAAGAACAUUCAAGACAACAGGGUGCACUGCUGCCUGUACUUCAUCUCACCCUUCGGCCACGGGCUCCGGCCAUUGGAUGUUGAAUUCAUGAAGGCCCUGCAUCAGCGGGUCAACAUCGUGCCUAUCUUGGCUAAGGCGGACACACUGACCCCUCCUGAAGUGGAGCGCAAGAAACGCAAAAUCCGAGAGGAGAUUGAGCGCUUUGGAAUCAAGGUCUAUCAGUUCCCGGACUGUGACUCUGAUGAGGAUGAAGACUUCAAAUUACAGGACCAAGCCCUAAAGGAAAGUAUCCCAUUUGCUGUAAUUGGCAGCAACACUGUGGUAGAGGCCAGAGGGCGGCGAGUUCGGGGCCGUCUCUACCCCUGGGGCAUCGUGGAAGUGGAAAAUCCAGGACACUGCGACUUUGUGAAGCUGAGGACAAUGCUGGUGCGUACUCACAUGCAGGACCUGAAGGAUGUGACACGGGAGACACAUUAUGAGAACUACCGGGCACAGUGCAUCCAGAGCAUGACCCGCCUGGUGGUGAAAGAGAGGAAUCGCAACAAACUGACUCGAGAGAGUGGUACCGACUUCCCCAUCCCUGCUGUCCCACCAGGGACAGAUCCAGAAACUGAGAGGCUGAUCCGAGAGAAAGAUGAGGAGGACUCUCUAAAAGGCCCCAUUUUGAUGCGUGUGCCUGUUCCAGCUGCGGCGGAUGCAGGAGAUGCUGCACAAAAUCCAAAGACAGAUGAAGGAGACCCAUUAGUUGGCUUUCAGUCCUGGAUAUUUAAAUCUCCUCUUCAUCCUGCCCAGGCCGGCCCGUCCCAGCACCAGCUCUGCUCAGGCCCCUGCAGCUACUGCCACUUCGCCUUACAUCCCUGCUGCCUCCCCAGAGACUCAGAGGAAAUAAAGUUUAACAAAUCUAUGGCUGCCAUAUGGUGUCACUGUCUGUAUUUUUACCAGCCCCUGGAGACCAAAAAGAUCCUAGGACCCACUUUUGAAAGGGUGCUGAAGGAGGGUGCUGGUUUCUGGCUUUUAGUAGGGAAAACUUUCCUUUCCUAUGACAGGUUUCAGCCCCUGCCUAGAAUCCAAUCUGGCCUCUCCAUCACACUGACCACAGCUCUAUUAUCUAGGGCCUGAUCCCCUCUUCAUCUU
Messenger RNA from Neofelis nebulosa (Clouded leopard), 1928 nucleotides. RefSeq names its product septin-4. The coding region runs from base 120 to 1913 and encodes 597 amino acids. Lineage: Eukaryota; Metazoa; Chordata; Mammalia; Carnivora; Felidae. Gene Ontology annotation, molecular function: molecular adaptor activity; GTPase activity; GTP binding. Gene Ontology annotation, biological process: cytoskeleton-dependent cytokinesis; regulation of exocytosis. Gene Ontology annotation, cellular component: cell division site; sperm annulus; synaptic vesicle. The record is from RefSeq and is a predicted model, not a curated record. The transcript is spliced from 12 exons.